UCACUAGAGUCUGGUCUUUUCUCAGAGUCAUCUCUGAUCAUCAGCUGUCUGGUGCUAAUACAGCCGGCUAGAAGAAUCUGCUCAGGAGAAAUGGAAAACUUCCUGAGGCUGUGUCUCUUUCUUCUCUGCUUUGAAACAGGAUUCCCUCUACAGUGUGUGCAGUGUCAGUCUUACAAAAAUGGGAAAUGUGCCACAAAUAAGGAGACAUGCACUACAAAAGCUGGUGAAAUGUGUAUGAUCCGCAGAACCUGGUAUUCAAAUGAAAUUGAUAAUCUGCAAGCUGCUGAGACUAAGUGCACGAAUUCUUGUAAAUUUGAAGAAAAAACUUCUGGAUAUUUAACAACACAUACAUACUGCUGUAGUCAUGAAGAUUUCUGCAAUGACAUUAAUUUACCAAUCAUGUUGACUUAGCAUAAUCUAGUUCCAGUUGACCUCAUCAGCCCUUUCCUUUUCAUCCUCCAUUUUCUUUCAUUGACUUUUAAUUUUAAUCUGGACUAUAGAUUUUUCUAAUAAUCAAUAUUGUGCAAGUCAUAGAACCUGGGGGAUAUACAGAAAUUUCUUGUUCUUCUGAAAGUAUGUUUGAUCAUAUAGUCUAAUUCUUGUGCUUGGUAUCCCUAGCCUUAUUACCAUGAGUAUAACAAAAUCUUGGUUUCCAUUAAUGCAUUUAUCACUUCAGUGUGGGUGGCUAAAAUAAAUGAAUGGAUUAAAAAAUGUAAACUGUCA
Molecule: messenger RNA, 723 nt
Organism: Mus caroli (Ryukyu mouse)
Lineage: Eukaryota; Metazoa; Chordata; Mammalia; Rodentia; Muridae
Source: RefSeq, a predicted model, not a curated record